Oryza sativa Japonica Group (Japanese rice) is the source of this 4283-nucleotide messenger RNA. The record is from RefSeq and is a predicted model, not a curated record. Lineage: Eukaryota; Viridiplantae; Streptophyta; Magnoliopsida; Poales; Poaceae.
CAUCCGACGGCCAGAUCCCCCGACCGUUGCCGCUGAGGCUCCCGCCACGUCAUCCCUCACUCGACCGUUGGGGCUCGCCGUUUCAAAAAAGUCGAGCUCGAAUAAAUCGGGAUAAAUCCCCUCGUUCCUCGAGCCCAAUCGAUUGCUCACUCAUCGAUCCCCUCCUCCAUUCACAUGAGAGAUCCUCGAGAUCCCUAUAAUUUCUCCCCCAAUUCGUCGCGGCCAAUCCUUCCCCCGAGCUCGAGCUGAUCGGCGUGAGCUUUUUCUCGCCGGAGUUGAGCUGAGCCCGGCGGUUUUCGGGUGUGGAUUUGAGCUUGAGCUGAAGUGAAGUGAGCUUGUGGUUUUGAGGUGAUUUGUGGGGGAUGUCGCGGCGGCUGUCGUUGCCGGCGGGGGCGCCGGUGACGGUGGCGGUGUCGCCGGUGCGGAGCCCGGGGGGUGACGCGGUGGUGAGGAGGGGGAGCGGGCUGACGUCCCCCGUGCCGAGGCACUCGCUCGGGUCGUCCACCGCCACGCUGCAGGUGUCGCCGGUGAGGCGGAGCGGCGGGAGUAGGUACCUCGGCGCGUCGAGGGAUGGCGGCGCCGAUGAGAGCGCCGAGUUCGUGCACUACACCGUGCACAUCCCGCCCACGCCCGACCGGGCGACGGCGUCCGUGGCGAGCGAGGCGGAGGCGGCGGCGGAGGCCGAGGAGGUGCACCGGCCGCAGCGGAGCUACAUCUCCGGGACGAUAUUCACCGGGGGGCUCAACUGCGCCACGCGCGGCCACGUGCUCAACUUCUCCGGCGAGGGCGGCGCCACCGCCGCCUCCAGGGCGGCGGCGUCGGGGAACAUGUCGUGCAAGAUGCGCGGGUGCGACAUGCCCGCGUUCCUCAACGGCGGCCGCCCGCCGUGCGACUGCGGGUUCAUGAUCUGCAAGGAGUGCUACGCGGAGUGCGCCGCGGGCAACUGCCCCGGUUGCAAGGAGGCCUUCUCCGCGGGCUCCGACACCGACGAAUCCGACUCCGUCACCGACGACGACGACGACGAGGCCGUCUCCUCCUCCGAGGAGAGGGACCAGCUGCCGCUGACAUCCAUGGCGAGGAAAUUUUCCGUGGUGCACUCCAUGAAGGUCCCCGGCGCCGCCGCCAACGGCAACGGCAAGCCGGCCGAGUUCGACCACGCCCGCUGGCUCUUCGAGACCAAGGGCACCUAUGGCUACGGCAACGCUCUCUGGCCCAAGGACGGCCACGCCCAUAGCGGCGCCGGCUUCGUCGCCGCCGACGAGCCCCCCAACUUCGGUGCCCGCUGCCGCCGCCCCCUCACCAGAAAAACCAGCGUCUCCCAAGCCAUUCUCAGCCCCUACAGGUUGUUGAUUGCGAUUCGGCUGGUGGCGCUGGGGUUCUUCCUCGCGUGGAGGAUUCGGCAUCCGAAUCCGGAGGCGGUGUGGCUGUGGGCGAUGUCGGUGGCGUGCGAGGUGUGGUUCGCCUUCUCAUGGCUGCUCGACAGCCUCCCCAAGCUCUGCCCCGUCCACCGCGCCGCCGACCUCGCCGUCCUCGCCGAGCGGUUCGAGUCGCCGACGGCGCGCAACCCCAAGGGCCGCUCCGACCUCCCCGGGAUCGACGUGUUCGUCACCAGCGCCGACCCGGAGAAGGAGCCGCCGCUGGUCACCGCCAACACCAUCCUCUCCAUCCUCGCCGCGGACUACCCCGUCGAGAAGCUCGCUUGCUACCUCUCCGACGACGGCGGCGCGCUGCUGUCGUUCGAGGCGCUCGCCGAGACGGCCAGCUUCGCGCGCACGUGGGUGCCAUUCUGCCGCAAGCACGGCGUCGAGCCGCGGUGCCCCGAGGCGUAUUUCGGCCAGAAGAGGGACUUCCUCAAGAACAAGGUGCGCGUCGACUUCGUCCGCGAGAGGCGGAAGGUGAAGCGCGAGUACGACGAGUUCAAGGUGCGGGUGAACUCGCUCCCCGAGGCGAUCCGGCGGCGCUCCGACGCGUACAACGCCGGCGAGGAACUGCGCGCCAGGAGGCGGCAGCAGGAGGAGGCCGCCGCCGCGGCUGCCGCCGGCAACGGCGAGCUUGGAGCGGCGGCGGUCGAGACCGCCGCCGUGAAGGCCACGUGGAUGUCGGACGGCUCGCACUGGCCGGGGACGUGGACGUGCCCCGCGGCGGACCACGCCCGCGGCGACCACGCCGGGAUCAUCCAGGCGAUGCUGGCGCCGCCGACCUCGGAGCCGGUGAUGGGAGGCGAGGCGGCGGAGUGCGGCGGGCUGAUCGACACCACGGGCGUGGACGUCCGCCUCCCGAUGCUGGUGUACGUGUCGCGGGAGAAGCGCCCGGGCUACGAUCACAACAAGAAGGCCGGCGCCAUGAACGCGCUGGUGCGGACGAGCGCCAUCAUGUCGAACGGGCCCUUCAUCCUCAACCUCGACUGCGACCACUACGUGCACAACUCGUCGGCGCUCCGGGAGGGGAUGUGCUUCAUGCUCGACCGCGGCGGCGACCGCGUGUGCUUCGUCCAGUUCCCGCAGCGGUUCGAGGGCGUCGACCCCAGCGACCGGUACGCCAACCACAACCUCGUCUUCUUCGACGUGUCCAUGCGCGCCAUGGACGGGCUUCAGGGCCCCAUGUACGUCGGCACCGGCUGCGUCUUCCGCCGCACCGCGCUGUACGGCUUCAGCCCGCCCCGCGCCACCGAGCACCAUGGCUGGCUCGGCCGCAGGAAGAUCAAGCUGUUCCUCACCAAGAAGAAGAGCAUGGGCAAGAAGACGGACAGGGCCGAGGACGACACCGAGAUGAUGCUGCCGCCGAUCGAGGACGACGACGGCGGCGCCGACAUUGAGGCCUCGGCUAUGCUACCGAAGCGGUUCGGCGGGUCGGCGACGUUCGUGGCGUCGAUACCCGUGGCGGAGUACCAGGGUCGGCUGCUGCAGGACACCCCCGGGUGCCACCACGGCCGCCCUGCGGGCGCGCUCGCUGUGCCGCGCGAGCCGCUCGACGCGGCGACGGUGGCGGAGGCCAUCGGCGUGAUCUCCUGCUUCUACGAGGAGAAGACGGAGUGGGGGCGGCGCAUCGGGUGGAUCUACGGCUCCGUCACCGAGGACGUGGUCACCGGCUACCGGAUGCACAACCGCGGGUGGCGCUCCGUCUACUGCGUGACGCCGCGGCGCGACGCGUUCCGCGGCACGGCGCCGAUCAACCUCACCGACCGCCUCCACCAGGUGCUCCGGUGGGCGACGGGCUCCGUCGAGAUCUUCUUCUCCCGCAACAACGCCCUCUUCGCCUCGCCGCGGAUGAAGCUGCUGCAGCGCGUCGCCUACUUCAACGCCGGGAUGUACCCCUUCACCUCCGUGUUCCUCCUCGCCUACUGCCUCCUCCCGGCCGUCUCCCUCUUCUCCGGCAAGUUCAUCGUGCAGCGACUCAGCGCCACCUUCCUCGCCUUCCUCCUCGUCAUCACCCUCACCCUCUGCCUCCUCGCCCUGCUCGAGAUCAAGUGGUCCGGGAUCACGCUCCACGAGUGGUGGCGCAACGAGCAGUUCUGGGUGAUCGGCGGCACCAGCGCGCACCCGGCCGCCGUGCUGCAGGGCCUACUCAAGGUGAUCGCCGGCGUGGACAUCUCCUUCACGCUGACCUCCAAGCCGGGGAACGGCGGCGGCGAUGGCGGGGUCGGCGGCGAGGGGAACGACGACGAGGCGUUCGCGGAGCUGUACGAGGUGAGGUGGAGCUACCUGAUGGUGCCGCCGGUGACGAUCAUGAUGGUGAACGCGGUGGCGAUCGCGGUGGCGGCGGCGAGGACGCUGUACAGCGAGUUCCCGCAGUGGAGCAAGCUGCUCGGCGGCGCCUUCUUCAGCUUCUGGGUGCUGUGCCACCUCUACCCGUUCGCCAAGGGCCUCCUCGGCCGCCGCGGCCGCGUGCCCACCAUCGUCUUCGUCUGGUCGGGCCUCAUCUCCAUGAUCAUCUCCCUCCUCUGGGUCUACAUCAACCCGCCCGCCGGCGCCCGGGAGCGCAUCGGCGGCGGCGGAUUCAGCUUCCCAUAGCCGAAGAAGAAGAAGAAGAAGAAAGAAGUUAUUUAUCAGUAGUGUAGUGGUGUCGAGUUCAGUUUCUUGAAGCUCUGAACUUUCUGAAGCUCACAUGAAGGAGUGCUUGCUUCAUGGGGCGUGUUGUCAAAUUCAGUUCAGUAAAAGUACUUUUACCGAAGUAUUAGGUGUGAUUAAGCGAUUGUUUGUGUAUCAAUUAAGUUACUUGUGAUUAAUUGAUACUGAUUAUGUAUCAAAUAUUGGAGACAUGUCAUAUGAUUAUCUGUAACUGUA